AUGUCUAGAGUUAGAGGCUUUGAUUUAGUUACCCUUGCAAUGUGUAUAGGUGUAGGGAUCUAUACUGGCAAUAAGUUCUUCACCCCAUUAGUGGUAGAUCAAUUACAGAAAGAUGGUAACUUGAGAAGCGAUAUUCCAGUUCCUGAAUUUGAUGCUGAUGGUAACAGAAAAGAUGUUCAAAGAGAAUUAGAAUCAUUGAAAGAAAAACUUCAAGAAACUAAAAGCCAAUAA
Saccharomycopsis crataegensis is the source of this 231-nucleotide messenger RNA. It is a transcript of the gene ECM19, whose product is annotated as Ecm19p. Lineage: Eukaryota; Fungi; Ascomycota; Saccharomycetes; Ascoideales; Saccharomycopsidaceae. The record is from RefSeq and is a predicted model, not a curated record. The transcript is spliced from 3 exons. Bases 1 to 231 code for a protein of 76 amino acids.